CGGCGCGCAGCGGAGAGGAGCGGAGCAGUCCGGCCCAGCCCAGCGCAGCCCGGCGCGGGCAGACGCGAGCCGGCGGGUGGCGGUGGCGGUGGCUCCCAGCCCGGCUGGUGCUGGGCCUCCGACCGAGCCGCGGCCGAGCGGGGCCUCGGCCCGGGCUCUGGGGGAGCCCGCGGCGGCGGGCUGCAGGAGGAAGCGGCGGCGGCGCGUCCCGAGCCGUGCGCGCCAUGUCGGGCGGGCCCCCCAAGGCCCUGCCGUCCACUGGGCCCCACUCCCUGCGCGACAUGCCGCACCCGCUGGCCGGCUCCAGCAGCGAGGAGGCCGUGGGCGGCGACAGCACGCCCAGCCCGGACCUGCUGACGGCCCGCAGCUUCGGCGACAAGGAUCUCAUUUUGCCCAACGGUGGUACUCCAGCAGGCCCUGCAAGUCCAGCUUCUUCAUCUUCCCUUCUCAACAGACUACAACUUGAUGAUGACAUCGAUGGUGAGACCAGAGACCUCUUUGUCACGGUUGAUGAUCCCAAGAAGCAUGUCUGUACGAUGGAGACCUACAUCACUUACAGGAUCACCACGAAAAGUACUCGGGUGGAGUUUGACCUGCCAGAAUAUUCUGUUCGUCGAAGAUACCAGGAUUUUGACUGGUUGAGGAACAAACUGGAAGAAUCCCAGCCCACUCAUCUCAUUCCCCCACUUCCUGAGAAGUUUGUGGUGAAAGGUGUUGUGGAUCGUUUUUCAGAAGAGUUUGUGGAGACCAGAAGAAAAGCUUUGGAUAAAUUCCUGAAAAGAAUUACGGAUCAUCCUGUGCUUUCUUUCAAUGAACACUUUAAUGUUUUCCUUACUGCUAAGGACCUGAAUGCCCAUAAGAAGCAAGGGAUGGCGUUGCUGACUCGAGUGGGUGAGUCGGUCAAGCAUGUCACUGGCGGCUACAAGCUGAGGAGUCGGCCUCUUGAGUUUGCAGCCAUAGGCGAGUACUUAGACACAUUUGCGCUCAAGCUGGGAACCAUUGAUCGAAUAGCCCAGCGGAUCAUCAAGGAAGAAAUAGAGUACCUUGUAGAGCUGAGAGAAUAUGGGCCUGUGUACUCCACAUGGAGUGCGUUAGAGGGGGAGCUGGCUGAGCCCCUGGAGGGUGUGUCAGCCUGCAUCGGCAACUGCUCUGCAGCCUUGGAAGAGCUGACAGAGGACAUGACAGAAGACUUUCUACCUGUGCUUAGGGAAUAUAUUUUAUACUCUGACUCCAUGAAGAGCGUGCUGAAGAAAAGGGACCAAGUGCAAGCCGAGUACGAAGCCAAACUGGAAGCUGUGGCUCUGAGGAAGGAAGAGCGGCCCAAGGUACCAGCAGAUGUGGAGAAAUGUCAGGAUCGGAUGGAGUGUUUCAAUGCUGAUCUGAAAGCCGACAUGGAGAGGUGGCAGAACAGCAAGAGGCAGGACUUCCGGCAGCUGCUCAUGGGAAUGGCCGACAAGAACAUCCAAUAUUACGAGAAGUGCCUCAUGGCUUGGGAGUCGAUUAUCCCACUACUGCAGGAGAAGCAAGAGGCCAAGUAAGCUCCUUCUUGGGACAGAGACUCUCCUACCUAUGCAGGGCAUGGCGCCCACACUGGAAUGUCCCUGCAGUGCUAGAGCGGUGGCACCAAGAAGACAACCACAGAAACAUCUCUCUUUUGUGUAUUUCUUUCCCUUCCCCCCACCUUUGUCCGACAGUUGUUUUCAAUGAGUAUUUAUUCCUUGGUGGCGUCUGUAAGGCUGUCAUCAUCUCUCAGCAGAAGAAGCAUACCUCCGUGGUGUGAAGGAACCUGUUCGGUGGGACACUACGAAGAUUUGAAACUGAGGGACAAGACAGCCCUCAGCUGACAUUCUGACACCUCGUUAUAGUCCCCUCUUUGGGGACAGCGGAGUUGCCUGCCAUGGAAGAGAACCCGGGUCCUGCUUUGCAAGGCCGUGAGGAAGGCGUGAACAGAAGGCAGCUCCUGCUUUCCGUGGAUGCACAGUGGCUCUGGAAUUGACCUCCAUGGGCCUUGACUCGUCUUGGCCUAGAAGGAGGUGUCGGCGCCUCCGUGGAAAGCCCUUAAUGUGCAGCGUAGCUCUGAGUGUGGCCUGCUGCCUGCCUGUCAUGAGUGACACCUGUGUUAUGGUUUCCGGUUCGCGUAGGGCCGUUUAAUCAGUGUCUAGGUGCAUCCAUGCUAGAGCAAGCAAGCCAGCAUCCUUGUCCUUAUGCGAUGCCUUGGGAAGCUGAGGGGGCAGUGCUCCCCGAACUUGUUUCUGACACUAAAAUGUAGUAGAUUGGAAACUGUUUUGUGUAAAAUGAAAAAAAGGUGCAUUUUUCUCUGUGACGUUCUUCGAUGUUCUUUUGCUUGUUAAAUGUCAUCAGGGUAGAGAGUUAGGCCUGUUAGGGGUCAUCUGUUGUCUUGAAGUCAGAGUAGCUCCGAGGUGUUGAGGUCAGCGGGCAUAUACCAAGCCCCACCUCCCAUGUCUGCUUUGUGCAAUUUGCCUUUACCUCACCAAAAACUCCUAGUUUAAUGUCCCCUGCUGUGUCCAUUGAAUGUUUGGGCAACCUUUUGGGGAGAGGCUGGCAUAUUCUUAUGAUACAGUCAAGAUUUGUAAACUCAGUCUGAAUGCUCUACGUGAAGUGCUUUAACCUUACUCUUUCCUAGUCAGGAAGAAGAGUCUGUAUCCAGGUGGGCCUCAGAGAUGACAAGUGUGACAGCGAACUCUUUGCUACUAGUUAAGCUGAAACCUCCUCAGCUUGCAGCCACGUUCCUGGGGACGGCUGCAUCUAAAGUCUUCAUUUCAAACUAUUAACAGGUUUCCUUUUCAAGUGUGUCAACACAAAACAGACAGACAAAGAGGUUCUCUCUUCCAGCUCGUUUUUUUCCCCUCAUGAAGUAAAACUACCUGUGUCAUGUUUGUGUUCGCUCGUCUGUGGCUCAUCUCUAUAAAAUUACAAAUCUGAGCCUCAAAUAAGCGGUAGUACUAUUUUUUUAAUGAAACAGCUGUGCUGAGACACUGCUGCGUUUGCAAGUGAACCUGCAAAUACUGGUCAACGUGCAGACUGCUGAGGUCACUGCAUUCCGCUUCUAGCUGCAGAUCUUGGGGCAGCCACGGCUGUGAUGCUGGUGGGGCAGCCGUUGGACAGCCCAGGACAGUUUGGUUCUGCUUCAUCGUGUUUGAAAAAGUCGCGGUUUAAGUGAUAAUUUGUAUAUCAGUUGGUACUUGUGCACGCUGUUAGACCCCAUUUGUGCCAUUCUAAAAUCCUUUGAUGUGAAUUUUCUGUUUGGUACAAUUAGAGACGAUUCAUUGAAGCAGAAGGGUAAGAACAGUCCAUAGACCCCGAGUGGUGAGUCAGUGUUUCAUUCUACCUCUAAACCAUCCUGUUGGUGUGGGUGUCGACGUCCAGGUCCAGCCUGACAGCUUGCUGGUAGACUCGGGGCAUGUAUGUGAUAGUGGGUUGAUGGCCUUCUAUGGAUAUUUGGCAGAAAACACUAGACUGACCCAGAGGCGAAUGCUCAUCUUUGGGAACGUGUGAAGUCUUUCCUGGUGGAACGUAUGCUUUAUAAAUGUUGUCCAGUGUGACAAAUGCUUGGAAAGAACUGUGGAAGGAGUUACAGGAAGACUAGACUCUAGUCUGCUGCUAGUUGCCAAAGCCCAGGCACAUUCCUGUGGAAGGGUUAGAUGGGCGAGAAGGCAGCCCUACCAAAAAAAAAAAAAGAAAAAACCAUCAGGUUCCUUGCUAGGACAUAGGAAGGGGGUGGGGUACAGAGUCAUCCCCUUACAUUAUUGGAGGCGGAAGACUGGUUCUGAAGGGAUGCAGGCAUCUUGGGCUUUUAUCUUUCUCUGUUUGGUCGCCCUGUCAUGUGCCUGUGCUUUAACACUCCAGAGAGCUGGAACAAGGCAAACCGACCUCCAGCGUGCCAUUGAUAGCAGAGCUUGGAGGACCAGGGUGUCUUGCAGCCUUCCUUGGAGAAAUGGUCUUUCCAGAAAAGGGACCUUUGUCCCUUACUUCUGGCUGGCAUCUGAUGAGGUGAGGAGGCUGGCCCAGAAGGCAAGGGACAGUAGGCAGUGGAGGAGGCCCUCCAGCCCUUCCCACCCCGGCGGCUCCCUCGGGCCCCCGAGGGUCAGCAGCCCCAAGCAUUCACCUCUCCAUCUCCAUCAGCACGAAGGUGAUUCCCUGUGAGAAGUGUAACCCAGAGACUUCUGUGCCAAAGACUGCCUCGUAGAGGCUUCGUCACCCCAUCCUUCUUGGCUCCACAAAAGUCGGGGUGCUGAGAUCACCGACUCCUCUCUUGUAUUUAUUUUCCAAGAGGUUUUUGCUUGAGGAUGUGUCUUACCUCAGGCAGACACACGUGGACUGGUUGAGACUUGAGCACGUGGCAGUGGAGUGGAAAGUCAUCCCUGUCAACUGUCCCUGGGCCGGGGAAGUGAAAGGUUCCAUUCACCUGGGUUAGAAAUCCAGGCUAGGGCAGAAGCAAGAAUUCCUAGAAACUGAGCAGAUCUUAAAGAUGCAGAUGAGGUUGAAGAGAGCAGUUGCGAUUUGCAGCAGAUAUGGACACCGCUCGUCCUUACCACAUGCUGGAUCUCCAAGAAGACUCUAGGCUACUCUGCUCAAAGCAAGGAACCACUGCUCCUGCUCGAGCCAGGUUUGGGGUUGGAUUUUAUCAUUUUUUAAGACUUAACGAUGAUUCCUGGUGACCUCAGAAAAGUGCGAUUAUGGACGUGACGGGCUCGUAUUUCACCGUGCUGCUCAUUGAACCCACCACACACCUUUCUUUAGCCGAAAUAACAAAAACCAGCACGACUCUGGGGAUGGUGGUGAAUGUAACCUAAGUUUGUCUCCAUGCCAAAUUUCAGCCACGCCCAGAGUGUGUCCUUCGUGUUAUUGACUUGACUGUGUUUUCUCAGUGGCUGUCCACACGAGGGAAUUAAACGCACACCGGCUGCUCGUUUCUUGUGAGGCUGCCAUUUGUGUUGGGACGAUGGGCUGCUCUGUUUAGAGAAGGGCACGGUGCCGUGUGGCGGUGUGCACAUGGACUUUCUCUGGGGACCGUAUCAGCCUAAGAGGCACCCAGAGGUUGCGUGACUUGGCCCUGCUGUUGAUAGCAUUGAAAUCAUGGGCACCUGGCUCUGUUUCGAUGCCAUUCGUUGGGCCACACAAGAGUCAUUCUCUGCCCUGUGUCCUGAGCUGGUGAGAGUGGAGGGAGGGCCAGGGCCAGAGCAGCCUGUCUUCUGAGCAGAAGCGGCCCUUUAGAGCAGCCAGAGUAGAGCCCAGUUUUAACCCAUCCCAAGACCCAACACAGGUCUGCCUGUUGUCAGCGUACAGCACACCAGUCCUGGUCCCCACCUUCCCAGACACCUACUUUCAAGGUCUGUGGAAACUGGGUAAUCUCAUCCUAAGGCUGGGGUAACACUGCUUUGGCCUUCCCUAUCUGCAAAAUUAUUUUGGGAAUUUGGGUGUACCUUCUCACUUUCAAAAAUCCUCAAUGUGCCACCAGGUUGAACACGCCCUCUCACUUACUGUGUUUUCUCUAUUCAGACGACAUUUCCCUCAAAUUUACCUGCCAUCCCCCGGGCCAGACCUACAGAUUGAGCUGGGUGUGUUGGGAGUUGUUCGCCUCUUUGUGGUUUGUUAAUUCAGUGAAUAAACCAGGAACCUGAUUUUUCAUCAACCCACCCAAUAGGUGGUUUGCUUUCUGUAUUAAGGAUAUCUGGUCUCUCCAUAGUUGCACAGAUCAGAGCAUGCGCAGGGCUGUCUACAUUAGAAAAGGUUUGGGGUGGGGAGCAGUUACAGAGGGUGUGACUGUUUUUUCUUAAUCAUAUGUCUUUGAAAUGCUCUCUGGGUGUGACUGUCUGACCCCUUCUGUGUGGCAAAAGAAAUACGUUAUCGAGGUAGUUUUUACUACUAUAGAUAGUCUGUAAAUAAGUGCUUUGAAGAAAUAACGUUAACAAACCAGUAAGAUAUUUGUCUCAUUCAUAAACAUUUUGUGUAUUUAGCACUUGAAAGUCAACAAAUCCAGACUUUUAGAAAUGCCACAGACUGUUAAAAGCCUAACUCUACUUUUUGAGAAGUUGUCAACACCUGCUAAUAUGCCUUAUUCUUCAACUACUGUUUUUUAGAUUCUGGAUAGAAAGGGUUUUUAGAGUUGUAAUCAGUUGUUCAGUUUAAAUACUUGAGGCCUAACAUAGCCAGUCUUUGUUCCUCUUAAAGAAACAAGCAAGAAAUUGAGGUUCAUAAUUAGGGCUGCCUUUUGGGAGGAGAAAGCUAAGUAUUGCUAUUGCCAAAUGAUAUUUUUGAUAAUGUAAGGAAACACAGGGACCACAAAACCUUUUUUUGUUGUUGUUGUUGUUUUAAAGUGUGAAAGAUUAAUUUAGUGCCUUUUGGCACAUUUUUGAUAUUACGGUAUCAGCAUCGACAAAUCACUUAGAUACAGAGAACUCUAUAGAUUAUGACAAUAUUAAAUGUUUACCCUGAUUCUGUAGAACAGCUUCUUAAAAGAUACCGUGGGGGCCUCAGAGCAGCAUAUUUUACAUAGAAGUUCUCCGCAGGUUGAAAUGCCAAAAACACGAAACGUGCUGUUGACUCACGUAAUUUAGUCCUUUGUCAUAGAGCUUUUACUAUUAAAACCAGUGAUUGGGUACAGCACGUGCGCCUCUCUGGGCGGCGCUGCCCUCUCACCAGGUGAUUCUGGGCGGCCUGUAGGCCAGGUGUGAGCAGGUAACACCUGCCAGCUCCCCUGUGUGACAGGCUGGCUCACAGUCUCAGACCAUCCCUCCAGUCACAGAUGAUACUCGAAGGAGGGAAGGGGGAUUGCUUUUUCCCCAGUGGGGAAGUGGGGAGGGGAAAGUACAUUGCAAACAAAAAUGUGACUCAGUGGGAUAAAACAAGGCCCGUGUCAGCUGGGCCCCCAUCGAAUAACAAACCAGCAGUUCUUAGCAGUCAGCACCGUUCUCCUGGGCACCCCUGAGGUUUUGGUCCUGUACUAUAGCGCCCUGUCCGUUGUACCCUUGUACCUGUUCCCUUGACGUCUGUGUGUCGGGAAUGCGUUCAGACAUGAUGUACAUCUGAUACAUUCCCGUGAAAUAAACUGCCAGCAAACUUUCUAACUUGUAUUUUAACUGUUGGAAAAACAAACAAACAAGCAAAAAAACCCUUUUGCUUAGGUCAUGUCCAAAUUAGGGACUGUUUAUUAUUUUAGAAAUCAUUCUUUACAUUUAAAAUUUUAAAAGAAAAACCCUGAGGUAUUGAUCAAGUCCUCCGUGUAAAUGUGUUCUCUUCUCUCCAUGCUGCUGUUAAGCCAAAUCAAAAGCUGUGGGGGAAAAAAAAAAAAAAAAUGUGCUUGAGAAUGUGUGUUGUAGAUGAGAAGGCAACUUAUUUACAGAUCAAAGUCUUUGUUUCAUGAAGCUACCAAACUUUAAAAAGAACGUCACCUUUUUUUUUUCCUUUGUUAUGGAACCCAGAGAUUAUAAAGAGAAAAAAGUUCUUGUUGCAUUUUUGAUGCUGGCAUGAGGUUUUUGUCCACUUUUUUUCAUAUAUCUGCGUAUAAAAAAUUCUGUCCAUUGUGUACUAUGGGAUUAGUAUUACAUUUCAAGGUAAACAAAAGAAUUUGUAUUGCUUGAUAAACUAUUA
Balaenoptera ricei (Rice's whale) is the source of this 7611-nucleotide messenger RNA. It is a transcript of the gene SNX30, whose product is annotated as sorting nexin family member 30. NCBI's taxonomy places the organism in Eukaryota, Metazoa, Chordata, Mammalia, Artiodactyla, Balaenopteridae. The record is from RefSeq and is a predicted model, not a curated record. The transcript has 9 exons. The coding region runs from base 225 to 1538 and encodes 437 amino acids. Gene Ontology annotation, molecular function: phosphatidylinositol binding.